Molecule: messenger RNA, 894 nt
Organism: Elephantulus edwardii (Cape elephant shrew)
Lineage: Eukaryota; Metazoa; Chordata; Mammalia; Macroscelidea; Macroscelididae
Product: N-acetyllactosaminide alpha-1,3-galactosyltransferase-like
Exons: 4
Coding region: 1-894 (297 amino acids)
Biological process (GO): carbohydrate metabolic process
Cellular component (GO): Golgi apparatus; vesicle; membrane
Molecular function (GO): hexosyltransferase activity
Source: RefSeq, a predicted model, not a curated record
AUGUCUCGGUUCUGGUCUCUGAAGAAUCAAUCAGAAGAACUGAAACUAUCAGACUGGUUUUAUCCCACUGCACACACAAACUUGAUUACCAAAUGGUCAGCUCCGGUUGUGUGGCAUAAUACUUAUAAUGAAAAAGUCUUGAAAAAUUAUUACAAAAAUCAUAAAAUUACUGUGGGGCUGACUGUAUUUGCUGUUGGAAGAUAUCUUGACUUCUAUUUGCCUAGAUUUGUGUUAUCUGCGGAUAAGUUUUUUAUGGUUGGACAGAAGGUCAUCAUUUACAUCAUGGUAGAUGACGUGUUCCGGAUGCCUUGGAUAGAACUGAGUCCUCUCCGCACACUCAAAGUUUUUGAAGUUAAACCAGAGAAUAGAUGGCAAGACAUCAGUAUGAUGCGCAUGAAGACCAUAAGUGAGCACAUUGUACAUCACAUACAGCAUGAAGUUGACUUCCUCUUUUGCAUGGAUGUGGACCAAGUCUUCGAAAACAAAUAUGGACUGGAGACUCUAGGGGAGUCUGUAGCUCAGCUGCAUGCUUAUUGGUAUAAGGCAAAUGCUACUUUGUUUCCUUAUGAAAGAAAUCCGUUAUCAGAAGCAUAUAUACCUGUGGGUAAGGGAGAUUUUUAUUACCAUGCUGCUGUUUUUGGUGGCACUCCCGUUCAAGUACUAAAUAUUGUCUGGGAGUGCUUAAAAGGAAUUAUGAAGGACAAAAAAAGGAACAUUGAAGCAGUGUGGCAUGAUGAAAGUCACUUAAACAAGUAUUUCUUUCUCCACAAACCCACUAAAAUCCUGUCACCUGAAUACUGCUGGGAUUAUCGUCUACCACCAAAUUCUGAUAUUAAGGUUAUCAAACUAUCUUGGAAUUUUAAAGCUUACAAACUUAUUAGAAAUAAAAUGUAA